CACACUCUCUCUCUCUCUCACUCAUACUCGGUUAUAGGGAAUAUAACCCAUACCGUACCAGAAUACUGAUCCUAGCAAACAUCAGUCGCCAUCCAUUAUCAAAUAUACAGAUAACAGCCUUGCACAAGAGCAUCUUUACUUUGGUGAAGGACAGGACACAGAUAGAGGACAUCCUGCGCGACAUCCUGAAGCAUUGUUUGUUUUGUUUUGUUAUUUUUGUCCAUUUCGGGUUGCAUUUCCUCUACAACCUCUUCGGAACGCUUCGGAUCCUAAUCGUCGCGCAACAAAUCCUUAUCAUUUGAUUGACCGAUUGAUUUAUUUAUAUAUCUAGAGACAUCCGGAAAAUCCGGUAGCCUACGUCACCGACGUAACCUUCUCGCGUUACGUAACACCGACGAGCGCAACCGUGCGCCAAAUCCCUCAUGUCAAGACGCACACCUAUGAAGCGCUGUCUUCAUUACAGGAUCUGAAGAAAAGCCGCAUAUCCUAUUCUUGUUAUUUGUGCAGUAUUAUAUAGGCUAUUUGGUUUGGAUCCAGGUUUUUUUUGUCGGCCAACAGCCUAUGUUCUUGCUCCGGUUCAUUCCUUAGUGCGAAACGGAUUGGUGAGGAAAAAAAAAAAACAACCCAAAAAAACAUGUCGGGCCAGACGCUGACGGAUCGCAUCGCCGCCGCGCAGUACCAGCUCACCGGCUCGGACGUGGCUCGGGCUGUGUGUAAAGCUACCACACACGAGGUGAUGGCGCCUAAGAAGAAGCACCUGGACUAUCUGAUCUCCGCCACCAAUGAGACCAAUGUGAACAUCCCACAGAUGGCCGACACGUUGUUCGAGAGGGCGAUGAAUGCCAGCUGGGUGGUGGUCUUCAAAGCGCUCGUCACCACACACCACAUGUGUAUCCAUGGCAAUGAGAGGUUCAUCCAGUACCUGGCCUCCAGGAAUUCACUCUUCAACCUCAGCAAUUUUAUCGACAAAACCGGUACUCACGGCUACGACAUGUCCACAUUUAUCAGACGAUACGCGCGGUACCUCAACGAGAAAGCGUACGCUUACCGUGCAAUGGCCUUCGAUUUCACUCGAGUCAAGAAAGGUGCUGAUGGAGUGAUGAGGACUAUGGCUCCUGAAAAACUGCUAAAGGCUAUGCCGGCUCUGCAGACUCAAGUGGACACGCUACUGGAAUUCGAUGUUCAUCCCAAAGACCUGAACAAUGGCAUCAUCAAUGCAGGGUUCCUGCUUCUCUUCAAGGACCUGAUUAAACUCUUUGCCUCCUACAACGACGGCAUUAUUAAUUUAUUAGAGAAAUAUUUCAAAAUGAAGAAAUCUGACUGCAAGGAGUCGCUCGAGAUCUAUAAGAAGUUUCUGACGCGAGUAACGAAGAUUUCAGAGUUCAUGAAAAUCGCAGAGCAAGUCGGCGUGGACAAAAAUGACAUUCCUGACAUAUCUUAUGCUCCCAGCAGUAUUCUGGAAUCUCUGGAGACACACAUGAACAGUCUAGAGGGAAAGAAAGGAGAGGGGUCUCCGACAAAGGGAUCACCCACCAACAACGUCUCUCCGACGUCCACUCCGUCCAAAUCCGGAGCCUCUGUGCCCACCCUGGAGCCACCGCCUGCGGAGGCUGCGGCUGCGGCUGCGCCCGCUUCCGCCGAGCCUGCCACUGAUUCUCUGCUGGAUUUGGAUCCGCUGUCUUCUUCAGGGGCGCCUGCUUCAACUGCUCCAACAUCCUGGGGAGAUCUUUUGGGGUCGGAAUUCGGUUCCUACACUACGGAGAGUCUCCUCCCUGACCCCACCCCUGCUGUAGACUCUACCUCUCCUGCGACAGCUGUGUCUAGUCCCCCAGCUGGUGAAGGCGCUGCUUCUGUAGCCCCUCCCUCUACCGCCGCUGGCCCAACCCCGAGCUCGGCGGAUCUCCUAGGAGGUGCGUUUGGAAGCCCAUCAGCUGAACCAGCAUCUGCUGUGGAGACGGGGGGUUCGGGCACCACGGCCGCUCCUGCCGCUGACGCUUCUGCUACAAAUGACUCUGCAGGUGCAGGCAAUGGCCAACCCACAGCUCCAGCACCAGCAACAUCUGCAGGAGGAGAUCUAAUGGGAGCGUUUGGUGGCUUGGGGGAUAUGCUCAUGCCAGCCAUGGCCCCUCAGCCAGCUGGAGCAGCUCCCAUGGCAGCCUCACCAGUUAAACCAGUGGGAGGGAAUCUGGACUCUACUAUGGCCAAUUUAGCUGGAAAUCUGGGAAUGGGGACUCAGAAACCCGGUGAAGCAGCAGGAGGGGCGAACUGGCAAGCGCAGGUAGCAGCCCCUAGCUGGGGCAUGCCCAUGCCUGUGCCCUCCAUGGUCUCUCCUCUCAUGGGGUCCCAGUUGCCAUUUAGCAUGACCGGUGCAACAGGCGCAGCUCCCAUGAUGUUCCCCCAGCAGCCUAUGAUGAGACCGCAGUUUCCUGCUGCAGGAGCGUCUGCAGCACCGAUGUCUUCUGGAAUGACCCAAAGCCCAAGAAAGCCUCCUCCUCCAAAAGAUCCCCUUGCUGACCUGAACAUCAAGGACUUCCUAUAGGUCACCAUCAGCAAGUCAGCGACUAUGACCCUGAGGAAAUGGAUGUGUGCAUUUCUUUUCAGAUCAGUAUCCUCAGGGUCUCCUUCGCUCCCUCCCUCCCUCACUCUUUCUGUCUAAUGUUGUAUUACAAACUGUGAAAGUGAUAAUGUAUACGUGUGUGUGCGUAUUUUAAUGUUUCCAGGCUAUAUUUAAAAAGGCAACCCAUUUAAAAAAAAAACAAACAAAAAAAACAAAACGGUAUUGAUGGAUGCAUCCCCGUACAUCCGCAGUGGUGGGUGUGUAUUCCUUUUUGGUUUUUCCUGCCUUGUUUUUUUUGUUUUUUUGUUUCUUUUCUGUGAGGAACCCAAACAGAUGUGUAAUGUUUCUGUGGAGAAAAAUAAUGUGUUUGGUGUGGUACAUAUCACUGGGCUUACUGGAUCCAUGUCGUCAUUGAAGUAUUAGUUGUCUAGCUCUUAGCCAUACAGCAUCUGGUUCUGGGACACACGUGAAUGAACAUAGCGUUAACGGACGUACUAAGGUUUGUGUAGCAUCUCCGUUCUGUUUCUACUAAAUAUCCUGCUUUUCUUCCUCUUCCGUCAGUGACACGCAACAUCGGACUAGGCCUAUUAACAACCAAUAUGCAUUUGGAAUAUUUUAUCUUUAGUCUUUAUUUUGAGAUAAAAGAAUCUAUUUUAGUUAUGUUGAAAGUACUUUAUGUAUUAAAAGAGGUGGUACAAAAUACUUGCGCUUGUAAAACAAAUAAAUAAAUACGUGUGUUCCUGCCACCUGAAUGCAACCUAGCUCUGUUUAAUGGCACCUUGUAGUGAAUAGUGGUAGCGCACUAGCACAAGAGCACAGCAGUUCCGUGGAUCUAAAACUUGCAGUAGAUGGUAAGAUAUUUACAGAUUACAUCUACAAAACCAUCCGCCAUUGGUUUUACAAUCAGUCCAUAAUAAUGACUAAACUGGCGUGUUGAUCCAUUGCAGUAAGGAAAUGUGGGGGAAAAACAAAACAAAACAAAACAACAAACCCUGGUUGGUAGAACGUCUGAUGGAAUAAUGUUAUAUUAACAGUGGAUGUGCUGGUUAGGUUUGCUUCCCCCCCCUCCCCCUUUUUUUAUUUAUUUAUUAUUAUUUUUUUUGGUGGAUCUUAAUUUUUUGGAUGUAAUAAUCCCCUUCUGUCCCAAUACUCUUCUGUGCAUGUAAGUCCUGUUGAAAUGCAAUAAACAGUUACCUGGAAAACA
This is a messenger RNA of Ictalurus punctatus (channel catfish), 3761 nucleotides long. RefSeq names its product synaptosome associated protein 91b (gene snap91b). The transcript has 24 exons. Bases 635 to 2539 code for a protein of 634 amino acids. The record is from RefSeq and is a predicted model, not a curated record. Gene Ontology annotation, molecular function: 1-phosphatidylinositol binding; SNARE binding; clathrin heavy chain binding. Lineage: Eukaryota; Metazoa; Chordata; Actinopteri; Siluriformes; Ictaluridae. Gene Ontology annotation, cellular component: extrinsic component of presynaptic endocytic zone membrane; clathrin-coated vesicle; clathrin-coated pit. Gene Ontology annotation, biological process: clathrin-dependent endocytosis; clathrin coat assembly; synaptic vesicle budding from presynaptic endocytic zone membrane.